Messenger RNA from Triticum aestivum (bread wheat), 1539 nucleotides. RefSeq names its product histidine-containing phosphotransfer protein 1-like. Lineage: Eukaryota; Viridiplantae; Streptophyta; Magnoliopsida; Poales; Poaceae. Gene Ontology annotation, biological process: phosphorylation; cytokinin-activated signaling pathway; phosphorelay signal transduction system. The transcript has 7 exons. Gene Ontology annotation, molecular function: protein histidine kinase binding; histidine phosphotransfer kinase activity. The coding region runs from base 94 to 1068 and encodes 324 amino acids. The record is from RefSeq and is a predicted model, not a curated record. Gene Ontology annotation, cellular component: nucleus; cytoplasm.
CCUAGCCGCCCCACACCACCUCCUGACCCCUCCCCCUCUUCCCUUCCUCGCCGCCGCCUGAGGCAGCCGCCGGGCAAGCCUGGGGCGCCAAGGAUGGUGGCGGCGGGGCCUCGGUUGCCCUGCCUCUACGUGGGGAACCCCAGAUCUGGAGCGACGGCUCCAUUGGCAAGGCACGGCCGGCUAGCAGCCGUGCGCGCGGUGGAUCUGGCAUCCCGGGCGUGCGGGGUGGCGGGAUCCGGUGGUAGUUGGCGGCCGGCGGCGGCUUUUGCGGUGGCCGGUGCGCGCGAUCUGGCGCCUCCCCUCCUCCCCUGUUCGGCGUGCGGGCCAGCCUGGUCGGGCCGCGCUUCCUUGGGUUGCCGGUUCUGUACAGGAGGCUCUGCUGGUGGCGGGGAUCUAGUUCGGGCGAAAUCCCUGGUCGGCCAUGGCCGGCCGCGUCGAUGGCGACGCCUGAGGGCGCCGUUCCCCUCCUUGGAGGCGUUGGCGCCGCUUUGGGAACCUUGGGGCUGGGUGACGCUUGUGGGUGGUGGGCGACGGCGGUGGUGCGGCCCCAUCCUAGCAUGGAUCUGCGUCCGUUGCUUGAAGAUGGACUCGCGUAGGUGGAGGUCGUCGUUUGGCAUCAUGGUGGCGUCAAUGGCGGAGGCACCUGCCAAUGUUGGCACCUUAAUCUGCUCUGAAGUUGGCGGUGACGACACAUGUGAGUGCGUCGGACCGGUUUGUGCCCCGGACCCGGGUUUGCUGGACGAUCAGUUCCGGCAGCUUGAGAUGCUCCAAGACGAGGGCAACCCAGACUUCGUUGCCAAUGUUGUCAUGCUAUUCUGCGAGGAGGGUGAGCGUAUCAUUGGCGAGCUCGCCAAGGAAUUGGACCAACCAUGUGUGGACUAUGGCAAGGUGGACACAUUUGUGGAUCAGCUCUGGGGAAGCAGUUUAUAUGUUGGUGCUCAGAGAGUGAAGAACACUUGUAUCCAGUUCCAUGAGUGUUGUCAGGAGAAGAGCAAAGUUGGGUGCCUGAAGACACUGGAUUAUUUGAGAAAUGAUUUCUAUGAUUUGUGCAGCAUGUUCAUACCAUAGGCUUCAGCUGCAGCAGCAUGUCCUAAACUGUAGACCAGAGCAAUAAAGCAGGAGCUGCAUGUUCUGAUUGCACAUUGUGUUUCAAGUCGUACAACAUGCUCAAGUUAGCAUAUAUGGCUUGGAGUUGUUUGCUUCUGUGGGGUCUAUAGUUCUGUCAAGCAACAAGCUUCUCAUCUGGUGUCGAUUUCUGUGGUACUGUCCGUAGUUUCGUUAUGAAUUAUUGAUGGUCAAAUAACAAUCAUCCGCGAUCAUUUUGCCGAUUAUCGGUGGUUAAUCUGGUGUUGUGGUUCUAGUCAGUUUCUAGCUCGUAGAAAUUCAGUGGCAGCGUAAUCUCUACAAAAUCAUGUGUCUUGGUGGGCGUAUGGACUAUAGUGGUAUAUCGUGGAGAACAUUGUAAUGUUAUUUCAUUAUCAUGUUAUGUUUGUUGUUGGGUGACAAUGUGCGUACCAAAAUAAUUUUAUUUCUUUAUUA